Apis mellifera (honey bee) is the source of this 1537-nucleotide messenger RNA. Its product is annotated as antitrypsin. Bases 195 to 1397 code for a protein of 400 amino acids. Gene Ontology annotation, molecular function: serine-type endopeptidase inhibitor activity. The record is from RefSeq and is a predicted model, not a curated record. The transcript is spliced from 9 exons. Lineage: Eukaryota; Metazoa; Arthropoda; Insecta; Hymenoptera; Apidae.
AUGUUAACUGUGUACGAUCAUAUAUAUAAUUGAACAUGCACUUCGCGAUUGGUUGAGUAUUUGUUGUCAAUUCUUGGUAGGCUUAUUCUUUCCAUAGGAUUGGAGUUCUUUACCGUACUUUAUAUUCGUUCAGCUAUUCCUUACAGUCUACGUUUAGCUUUUGAAGAGAAUUGACAGCUUUUGAAAAGACUAAUAUGCAUAUAAUGACAGGAAGUUUUUGGUUGUUGGGUUUUACUUUAAUAAUAAUGGCAAAAGCAGAAAAUGAAGCAUUAAGUGCUGUUUUAGAAAGCACAAAUCAAUUCUCUUCUUCACUAUUUCAGACUGUAGUGAAAGAACAUUCUGGCAAUCUUAUAAUGUCUCCUCUAAGUGCAGAUAUUGUUCUUGCUAUGACUGCUUAUGGAGCUCAAGGAGAAACAGAAAACCAAUUUAGAAAUGUACUUCAUCUUCCAUCUUCAGACAGUCUUGCCAAGUCUGGUUAUCAAACACUUAUCGAUAAUCUUAAUGAUGUUAAAGAAAAUAAACUGCUUCUUGCAAAUAAAGUUUUCAUAGGUAAAAAUUUUGGUAUCAAACCAAUUUUUAAAGAUUUGACAAAAGAUUACUUCCGUUCUGCUACUCAAGUAAUAAAUUUUGCCAAGUCCAUGGAGGCAGCAAAUAUUAUUAAUACAUGGGUUGAACAAAAUACAAAUAAUCUUAUUAAGGAUCUUAUAACUGCUGGUGAUUUGAAUGAAAUGACAACAUUAGUACUUGUUAAUGCAGUUUAUUUUAAAGGCCAAUGGAAAAAUAAGUUCAAUCCUGAUUAUACUAAGGAUAUGCCAUUUCAUGUUAAUAAGAAUACAAUAAAAAAUGUUCCUACCAUGUAUAAACAAGGCAAAUAUAAAUAUGGUGAACUUUCUAAUUUAAAUGCUAAAUUUAUUGUAAUACCCUACAAGGGUGAUGAAUUAAAUAUGAUUAUAAUUCUUCCAAAUGAAAUUGAUGGUUUAACUGAAGUUGAAAAAAAAUUACAAAAUAUAAAAUUAUCCGAUAUUCUAAAUCAAGGAUAUGAACAAGAAAUACAAUUAUAUUUACCAAAAUUCAAAGUAGAAAGUGAAAUACAUCUUAAUACUGUUUUACAAAAGAUGGGAUUAAUUGAUGCAUUUACUUCACAUGCUAAUUUUUCUGGAAUUAGUGACGAAAAUAUACAAAUUAAUAAAGUUAUACAAAAAGCAUUUAUUGAAGUAAAUGAAGAAGGUAGCGAAGCUGCUGCUGCUACUGAAUACCAGAUUGAACUCUUCGUGUAUCCUUCCUUAGAAGAAUUUCGAGUAAAUGGACCAUUCCUUUAUGCAAUCACUUCAGGAAAUGACAACAUGAUUCUCUUCAAAGGCCAAAUCAUUAAUUCUGAGGCAGUGCCAUUUUUUUGAAAUUGUCUUUGGAAAUUCCACUCGAUUUCAUUGUUACACAGCCAUUCUUUUUUUAUAUCAUAAAUACUAUAAAUAAUGAAAAAGAGGGAACUCAUGUCACUGUACCAUUAUUCAGCGGUUUUAUUAGCGAACCUAAAAUU